AAAUUAAAAAUUCCAUUAUUUUUCAAAUAGUAUUUUUCAGAAAAUUUUUGUUGCUAGGCUAAAAUAAGUCUCAAAUCAGCAAAAUGCCGGCCGUUUCCCGUGGCGAUGGAAUGAGGGGCUUGUCAGUCUUUAUUGCUGAUAUUAGAAACUGUAAAAGCAAGGAAGCAGAGAGUAAAAGAAUAAACAAAGAAUUAGCAAAUAUAAGGUCAAAGUUCAAAGGAGACAAGACAUUGGAUGGAUACAGCAAGAAGAAAUAUGUCUGCAAACUCUUGUUCAUAUUCCUGCUGGGUCAUGACAUUGACUUUGGACAUAUGGAAGCCGUCAACCUUCUCAGUUCAAACAAGUACACUGAGAAGCAGAUUGGUUACCUGUUCAUCUCUGUUCUGGUCAGUUCGAGCUCAGACUUGAUCAAGUUGAUCAUCCAGAACAUCAAGAACGAUAUUUCAUCACCAAACCCAAUCCAUGUUAACCUUGCUCUCCACUGCAUCGCCAACAUCGGAUCCCAAGAUAUGGCCGAAGCCUUUGCUCCUGAAAUCCCGAAACUGCUCGUCUCACCCGACACCAUCAAUAUUGUAAAGCAAUCAGCAGCUUUAUGUCUACUUCGUUUGCUUCGUACUGCACCAAACUGCCUUCCCCCUGGCGAAUGGUCAUCCAGGGUUAUUCAUCUACUCAACGACCAGCACAUGGGAGUUGUUACGGCAGCCAGCAGUUUGAUCCAUGCAUUGGCUCAACAGAAUCCUGAUGACUAUAGAGGCUGCGUAUCAUUGGCCGUGUCUCGCUUCAGCAGGAUUGUUACGUCAACUUAUACUGACUUGCAGGACUACACCUAUUACUUCGUUCCUGCUCCAUGGCUGAGUGUGAAAUUGCUGAGAUUGUUGCAGUGCUAUCCUGUACCACAGGAGCCAGCGAUUCGAGGGAGAUUGGUUGAAUGUCUUGAAACCAUCCUAAAUAAAUGCCAAGAACCUCCCAAGUGCAAGAAGGUUCAACAUUCGAACGCUAAGAACGCAGUUUUGUUUGAGGCAAUCAACCUAAUCAUACAUAUGGACAGUGAACCGAAUCUGCUUGUUCGGGCGUGCAAUCAAUUGGGGUCAUUUUUGCAACAUCGUGAAACAAAUCUCCGCUAUCUAGCACUAGAGAGCAUGUGUUUGCUAGCUGGUUCUGAAUUCUCAGCGGAAGCCGUCAAGAAACACAGAGAGACAGUGAUCAAUGCUUUGAAGACGGAGCGAGAUGUCAGUGUCCGACAGAGAGCGGUCGAUCUUCUUUACGCGAUGUGUGAUAAAACCAAUGCUGAGGAAAUUGUUGCUGAAAUGUUGGCUUAUCUGGAACUUGCUGAUUACGCAAUCAGAGAAGAAAUGGUUCUCAAGGUCGCAAUCCUGGCUGAGAAAUAUGCAUCAGACUAUACGUGGUACGUGGAUACAAUUUUGCAGCUCAUCAAGGUGGCCGGGGAUUAUGUGUCGGAAGAAGUUUGGCAUCGAGUCAUUCAGAUUGUAAUCAAUAGAGAUGAUGCACAGGGGUACGCUGCUAAGACUGUGUUUGAGAACCUGCAAGCACCGGCAUGUCACGAGAACAUGGUCAAAGUAGGCGGAUACAUUCUCGGAGAAUUCGGGAAUCUCAUCGCUGGCGAUCCUCGCUCAUCUCCUCUCGUCCAGUUCAAACUCCUUCAUUCCAAAUUCCAUCUCUGCUCGCCGUCCACCCGCGCUCUCAUAUUGUCCUCCUACAUCAAGUUUAUCAAUCUGUUCCCAGAAAUAAAGAAAACUAUUCAGGAUGUUCUUCGUAAUGACAAUCAACUUCGCAACGCUGAUGUAGAACUCCAGCAGAGGGCGCUGGAGUAUCUGCAAUUGAGUUCGAUUGCUUCACAAGACGUCCUUGCAACAGUUCUUGAAGAAAUGCCGCCGUUCCCUGAAAGAGAAUCAUCAAUCCUGGCAAAAUUGAAGAAAAAGAAACCUGCUUCUGCUAAUGUUCUUGAGAAAGAAGACCGCAAGAAAGAUUCGGCGACUCCAACAAAUGAAAACCACACGGAUAAAACACCUUCACCUACUCCCGCAGUGGUUGCCAAGCCUGCUGAAUCAGUUGACUUGCUUGGCCUCGUCAGUCCAGCACCAGCCCAGACGCAGCAGUCCAGCAGUUCAUUCCUAGUGGAUGUGUUCGGUGGAAGCCCAGAGAACAACCUUCAGCCACCUGUGCUAGAAUCGAAUAUACCAAAUGUUAUCAGUGGGAACUUUCCAGCAGAAGGUCAGGCUACUGCUUUCUCGGAAGCUUUGCAGUUUGUCGACCCUUUUCCAGCCUCUGGCCAAGCUGCUGAUAUUUUCAGCCCUGCUGAAGCUGGCCCUAUAGCUGACUUUGGCUUCAAUCCAGACCUUGGAGUGUCUUUUCCAAUAGCUAGCCUUGCGGAAUCCAACUCAGCUUUGGGUAACCUAGGUUCUGCUGCCGAAACUCUUUUCAGUUCCACUUUAUCUGAUCAGCCUUAUCCACUUGGAGACCCCACUGCUGAUUUCAGCAAGCCUGCUGAUGAUAUUGGAAGCCCAGGCUGCUUACUUGCUGAUUUUUCUGCUGCAACUGAGCAGCCUGAAUUAUUCAUUUCUGGAGCUUCUGCUGUUUCUUCUAUUAGUCUGUCUGGUUUGGAUGAAUUAGCCUCUGAUUUCAGCCAGCCUGCUGCUGAUUUCAUCCAGCCUGCUAAAUUCGGCAAGGCUGAUCUUGUUGAAAAAUUCACUUGCAAACAUAACGGAGUUUUGUUUGAGAAUGAUUUCAUUCAGAUCGGAGUCAAAUCUGAGUAUAGAGAACAUCUUGGUCGUCUUGGUUUAUUCUUCGGAAACAAAACACCGUCCCAGCUGAUGAAUUUCCAAGCUGCUAUUUCAUUGCCGCCUGAAUCACAGGGAAAGAUGAACAUUGUUGUCGGCAAAGACGCCCCGAACGUAGUUGAUGGAGGAGCCCAGGUCCAACAGAUGCUGAAUAUCGAAUGCCUGGAUGACUUCACUGAAUGCCCCAUCAUUACUAUCAACUACAACUAUUCUGGCAACCAACAAACCAUCUCUCUGAAGCUUCCGAUUUUGCUCAACAAAUUCUUCCAACCAGUGGAAAUGGAUUCGCAAAUGUUUUUCUCAAGAUGGAAAGCGCUCGGGAAACCUGAGCAAGAAUGCCAGAAGAUAUUCCAGUCAAAGAAUUCGAUGGACACAGAAGCAUCAAAGGCAAAGCUACUCGGAUUUGGCAUGUCAGUCCUAGGUGGGAUCGAUCCUAACCCUGAUAAUUUUGUGAGCGCUGGAAUCCUGAAGCUGAAAUCUUCACAGAUCGGUUGUUUGUUGAGACUCGAACCAAAUAAACAAGCCCAGAUGUACAGGAUGACUUUGCGAUCCAGCAAUGAGAAUGCCGCCAAGACGUUGAUUGCUUUGUUGGUGGAUCAAUUCUGAUCCCAUUGAUGAAGUCAUGUGAUUUAUGAUUUCAUAAACAAUCAAGAAAUCGACAAUUGUUUUAUUUAUGAGAUCAUAAAUAUGUUUUAUUGUUCUAAUCAUACAUCAUAAUAAUGUAUCGACCAAAUUAUUGUUUUCUGCCAUUGGACCAAUGCUAUUGUGGUGCACUAAAUCGUAUAUCCUAUCUUUUUGAUUUCCCAAGAGUUUUGAUAAUACAGCGCUUAAUUACUUUGAAGUAUUUAAUGAUCAGCUUCUUCUGGCAAUAUGUUGAAGAUAAAUCUGUUGAUAGCUCUCUAACCAACCAACCUACACCUAUGUUACAUUAAAGCCAAACCAGGGCUUUUCAAACUUUCUGUCCCAAUGGUGCCGUGACAAAUUACCUUCACUGUUUGCAACAUAGAACAACCGAUGUAAAUGUGUCAAAAGCAAGACUUGCUUUUAUUUUGAAGAACAGGAGACUGCUUGUGUGGAGAGUCCUCAAAAGGAGGCCUUGGAUCAUGGGCGCCUCUGGUCCAAACCGUUAAUUCCACUGCAACCACCCAUUCACAUUUCAAGCAAAUUUUAUGAUUUGUGAUUUCUACCCUUUUCUCAUAAAUAUGUUUUGCUGUAAAACAUUAAAACAAAAUUUGUAAAACAAACCAAAUACAAAGUAUUAUUUAACACCCUGAAACAACUAAUGGGUAGAAUACGUCCAACAUUGAUAACUGUUCUGAGAUGAAAAAUUCUAAUUAUCUCUGAAAAUAAUAGGCAAAACAGCAUUAUUUGUGCCCUAGUUUCAAGUUUUUUGAGCAGUUAAUCACAUACGGAUUUUCUUGGAAUUAUAUUUCAACUGAUUGUUGUAACGUACAAGGGUAGAGAUGAUUGUCCCAGACUUUGUAAUUUUUCCAUUCCAAAAGGUUGAGCUUUCAAUUCUUGUGCUUUUGUUUUGGCCUCUUUCAGAACUUCCAAAGUUUGUUAUAUAGAAUGUUUUAACCAUGGAUGUGAUCUAUAUGUUCUACCUGUUUGUUUUGAGCAUAUAUAGAGCAGGAAGAUGUAAUUUCUGAUGUUGCUUUCAAAUAUUUACUUGUUUGGGCAUGAUAUCGCAAAGACACAUGUAUAUAUAUAUAUAUAUAUAAGCUAGUUUUUCAACCAUAAUCUUGUCCAGAUGAAAUAUUAAUAAAAAUUCUGAACGUCAGCAUUUGUAUUGAACAACAAUUCUGCUCUGUAUAUCCUGAAUACUCCUGGUGGAAAUCAUGCGCUUUGUAUAUUGUGCAAGCGAAUCAUUUUAUUGAGCCAUUGUGAAAUGUAUUUUAACGUAAAAUGCUUGUCUGUUAGAACAUAGUUCGUGGAAGGUCAACUCUGCUCUCAAGUUUAUGAUUUUCAUUCUAUAAAAAUAUUUAGAUCAUUAUAUAGUAAUAAAUUUAGAAUAUUGUA
This is a messenger RNA of Styela clava, 4817 nucleotides long. Its product is annotated as AP-2 complex subunit alpha-2-like. Lineage: Eukaryota; Metazoa; Chordata; Ascidiacea; Stolidobranchia; Styelidae. Gene Ontology annotation, molecular function: clathrin-cargo adaptor activity. Gene Ontology annotation, biological process: intracellular protein transport; clathrin-dependent endocytosis. Gene Ontology annotation, cellular component: membrane coat; AP-2 adaptor complex. The record is from RefSeq and is a predicted model, not a curated record.